This is a messenger RNA of Hippocampus zosterae (dwarf seahorse), 4263 nucleotides long. Its product is annotated as neurturin-like. The transcript has 4 exons. Bases 1061 to 1741 code for a protein of 226 amino acids. The record is from RefSeq and is a predicted model, not a curated record. Gene Ontology annotation, molecular function: growth factor activity; glial cell-derived neurotrophic factor receptor binding; receptor tyrosine kinase binding. NCBI's taxonomy places the organism in Eukaryota, Metazoa, Chordata, Actinopteri, Syngnathiformes, Syngnathidae.
CGAUUUGUAUUGUCAUUCUACUGCACGUGGUUAGCAGCUAAAAAUGUUCUGACACCAACAACAUUUGACAAAAAGAAUUAAGAUGUGGCGAUGGUUGGGUCGUAUUGAAUUCGAUCAAUCAAUUGAUCAUACCCGUCCAGUGGCUUCUUUACAGUUGCGAUCUGGAUUAUGGAUUAUCAUAAAUACAAAUUUAAGAACCAACUCUAGCGUAUCAAAUUGUUCUUUCCGGGCUGCAGGGUUGAAAGGCAAAAUGAGGACGUCCGUCGCGCAGGCGGUCGGCAUUACUGGAACCUCUUGUAAACUUUUAGUCUUGGGAGGAAUUCCAACACCCGAUGCCGCUUGGCCACAGACGACGCAAAGUGACUCAUCGGGCAGUCUGGCGGACCAUCACAAAUGUUUAGAGCUGGAGAUUGUUGUUGAUCGGCUUCCCUGCCCACCAAGUUUCACAGAAAUCAGGAAAAAUCAUGAAAGACGGUGCCGAGCCUAUGAAAAAUGAGCGGCUCCAGACCCAUCAAUGUGUUUACCUUUCAUCAAAAAAACAGUCAAACAGCGAGUGAAUUGAAGUCUCAUAGGAAGUUUAAUUCAUUUUGAAUCGUGAUUUGUUAAAAAAAAAAACGGAGUGACAUCAAAACCCAUCGAGGCGUUUACCUCUGAGGUGAGGAGAAGCAUUUUUGGAAGGCUUGAGGAAUUGCGACACCCUGAAGGCGCCAAACACUGGAAGUUACUGGCUGAGCUGGAGGUCAAACAAGGUGACUCGUCGGGCAGACCGUCGCGAAUGUUUACACGUUGUAAUUGUUAAUCAGCUUCUCUGCCCGAUUUUUAGGAGCUUGGAAAGUCGAGUCCAUCACAAAUGACGGUGCGUGUGCCAGACGCGUGGUGUCGCCUGCCCCUUUCCUCAGCUGACGUGAAAACAAAAGUCUCAUCGGAAGCUGAGCAGGUGAGGGGACACAUUUCGGCAAGGCUCGAGAGAAGUUCCAAAACCCAGAUUCCGACGAUCCCAGGAAGUUGACGGCUCGGCGGGAGGCCACGCAAGCGUCUCAAUGCUCCUCCACGCUCUAAGAUGAAGUUAUGGAAAAGUGCUACUUUAGCCUUGGUGCUCUGUGGCGCGGCCCUGUCGCUCAUCCUCCUUAGAAACAUGGCCGCCAGCGCCGGCAGACGGCCGAAAGCCAGGAGCAAACAGCAAGCCUCAUCUUUCUCCUGGCGCCGUCCGUCAUUCUCGGCGACUCCGUCGUCCUCGCCGGCGGCCGCCCUCGCCGGCGCUCUUCAACGGAGGACGCGCUCGGCGGACAUGAACUCCCUACUCUCUGAGCUGUCCAUGAUGUUCCAGAGCUUCACGAAAGGCGAACUCCAGCACGCCGUGGGGACUUUGCUGGACGUCAAGCGAGAGAAGAAGCGCCAUCCCGGCCAGACUCGAAGGACUAAGCGAGCCCGGCGGGCCAAGCCGUGCUCGGUGAGGGAACUGGAGCUGACGGUGAGCGAGCUGGGCCUGGGCUACGACAGCGACGAGACGGUGAUGCUGCGCUACUGCAGCGGCAAGUGCGCGGCGCACAGGCGCAACUACGACGUGGCCAUGGAGCACAUGAUGAGGACGGGCUUCCGCAAGAAGGAGCGCAAGGACAAGGUGAGCGUGGGCCCCUGCUGCCGGCCCACCGCCUUCGAGAAGGACUUCUCCUUCCUGGACAAUCGCAGCCGCUACCACACCAUACGCAACAUUUCCGCCAAGAACUGCGGCUGCGUAUGAGACUCGCCCGGGAAACUGUGGAAUACAAACUCAAGAGCAGGAAUACGUUCGGGAAGCUAACCGCUCAAGGGACAAGCGGAUCACAACGCGGCAAUUCUUUUUUGUAUUUGCUUUUUCUAUCUGUGUAGUAACACUGUAAACAACGGUGUCAACGCUACGUCGCGACAUGACGUGCUCGACGCGUCGUCGUAAUACUCCGACGACGAACGCCGAGUCAUCCGGAAUCGCAAAUAGUGCAAACCCCAAAAACUUUGGUGAGGCGCUCGCGCGACAAACAUCGGCGGCGGACCGUUUUGCUUUUUUCGGACAUUUUCACACAGACCAAGAAUCCAGGAAGGCCGCGCUAGCUCAAAUUCACAUUUUCACUUCAAGUCGUCAAGAAGCUAACCGGGAAUACUGUUGCUUUUGCUUUUCGGCUUCCGCAACUUUCAACCAAUUUCUGAACAAACCUUCCAGGAUUAUUUCACGUUGCUCAAACCAAGUCAUGAUCCGACUCUAAGAUAUGGGCCCCCCGGUAGCUCGUCAAUGCCAAUCAUCGCACCGGCGCUGAUGCUAACCUGAACCAAACCUCAAGUCUCGCGUGGUGUCGGAAAAAGUCAUCUUUUUACUCAUUGCAGCUCAUUCCUCAAGAAGUUUUCUUCAUUUGAGCAACGGCAAAGUCACGCAUUUGUUGUACACCACUCAAAUGAUUUGAACAAUGUCAAAAGGCACACAUGCAACCCGGCAGAGUGGAAAUAUUAUUUGAAUGUUGGAUGCGCGCACGCACUAGGGCGUCCUUGUCAAGAGAACAACUUGCUGGUACAAGCGAGCUGCGUCUUUUUGACACUUUCCAUCGAGCGAAAGAGCAAGAGAGGAUUUGGAGUGCAGAUGACAUCCAAGGAAUGUGCCGCAGAAACGAUUAAAACAAUUCGGGCCUCCUCGCAACAAGUGAAUGACUCAUUCGCUUGGCAGCAAUUAAAAGAAUAACACACGCAGAAAAAAAAAAAAAAAGCAAGAGUGAAGGAAAGAUGCUGUCCAGACUUGUCGAUCGCACCUCCACCGAGCGGCCGUGUUUGCUUUGCUUUUUGUUGUGUGCCAGUUCGCCGCGCGUCCUCUCGCAUACAAGCGUCGUCUGAAAUUGUUUCUGCCUUGCUUCUUUUUUUUCUUUUUGAAGACAAAUGUUGUGUGAAUGUUCCCACACAAAGCGCAGCCCUCCCAAUUUGAUGCAAUCAUAACAUGAACGCUAAGUCACCUUACAAGUGUAAUUCAAGCCCGAAAUGAACUCGGGAGCUGAUUGGAGCACAAAAGUCGGCUUUAUUUCUUUGCUUCGUGCGUGUUACUGAGCGCAGUGUUAUUCCGCGGGAAAGUCCAUUCUUGAUCAAUUCUAUUGGACUCCAAUGUUAUUUAUUGUUUUUGUGUAGAUGACUGUUGAAACUCCGCUUCCACCUCCGUACUCAAAUGCAACGGCUCUCCGAAGCAGGGAUGGGGAACCUUUUUUUAAAAAACAUUUUCUCCAAUGUUUUCCAGUCCUAAUCCCAACCUAAUUCCUAAAUGCCAACCUUAUCCUACUUUCCUCUUUUGUAUGAGAUUAGAAUGAACAAAAUCAAGUUUCAAAGUGCAAAAGUGAUGUUUUUUUUUUCUGACAGGUACUCAUGAGUUUGUUGUGAUUGACCGUUAAUUUCCAGCCGCAGAAAAACGAGCCGCCGAUGGUCGCCCAUUCGUGAAAACGAGUUGCAGAACCCCGCACAGUGUGCAAGAGUUCCGUCAGGCUUGGCAUGAGAUGACCUCUCAAUCUUUAUCCUAAAAUUCGAAGCCUUUCACGUAACCUGAUAACAUACUGGAAGUUGUCCACUCUUGUAACCGCUGUCCCUGAAAGGGUGAAUCGAAACCCUAGACCCAACCGCCCCCCCCCCCGUUUUUUUUUUUUUUUUUACCUAAAUCUUACAUUUGGUAUUUGAAACCAAAGUUGCAAUAUCAUCUUUGAAAUUUGAAAUCCAAGCCUCCAAUCCAGGAUGGCAGGCGGCCAUUUCACUGCAUUCUUUACCCCUCACGACAACCGUACCACAAGUCCUUGUGAAUCCUUCUACCAACAACAACUACCCGCCCCCCCACCCCAAGUUACCCAAGGACCAGCAACGAAUACAACAAUCAAACAAAUAUGUUUUAUUAUAUAAUACAAACAGUUGAGAUGUUGAAUGUGGUUCUUACAUUCUCUGAGGUUUGUCCAAACAAAAGCUUCCCCACCCCUGCGCUGGAGUCACAUCCAGCAAACUGUCUUAAAAAAAAAAACGUGUAACCCCAAACCAAACACUUUAAUUAUACUUGGGCGCACCAUUACCAAAAGACUUGUAUUGAGAUUCAAAACAAAGACAUCUCAAGUAUCCGGCUGAUUGCAAACAGUCUGUAUGCAAUUUGCGGACGUUUCAACAGCAGAGCUUUGGAGGUAAUUUGAACCGUCGGUCGUUUGCACUCAUCCCGAAAAUUUCUCGCCACCAUCCAAAGACCCGUCACGGGGCCGUUGGGCCUUGAGCGCAGGGAGGGGG